Messenger RNA from Chaetomium globosum CBS 148.51, 1056 nucleotides. RefSeq lists its product as uncharacterized. NCBI's taxonomy places the organism in Eukaryota, Fungi, Ascomycota, Sordariomycetes, Sordariales, Chaetomiaceae. Bases 1 to 1056 code for a protein of 351 amino acids. The transcript is spliced from 2 exons. The record is from RefSeq and is a predicted model, not a curated record.
AUGCAAAACCGUCAGCAGCAACGGCUGAAAUUGACAGCCGAGGUUCUCGAUGUUGGCCAUUACAGCCCCCUCGUCCACGCCAUCCGCAAUGUUUUAUCAACCGACCUCGCAGAGACCACCUAUGCCCAGCUCGUCGAUGGCCUUCCAAUCGUCGAUACCGUUUGGGACAUGCGCGGGUCUCUCAUCCUCAGAGGACACCCCCUGAUCGGCCAUGGCAAAGUGUGCGAGGGCGCGCUCGAACGGGUUCGGUUCUUUCGCGCCAAUUUCGAUGUUACAAGUCUUCAAUUCGACUCGGUUGUACGUAGAUGCUUCUCAGCCACUAUCUUUGAGGUAACUAACAGCGACAAGACCCUGCAAAGUUACCAAAACAGCCCAGUAGGGUCUGGUGGGUUCAAGCUGCGUCUUGUCGAACUUGUUGCAAACGUGGUACACGAUAUCGGCGUCUUGUUGUUCCAGUCAGAAAACAAGCUACACAGCCAAGAUCACAUCGACUCAGUAGUGUCUUGGAAAAGGGAACCGCAGUGGGUUGGGGAGGGUCGUCGUCGAGAACUGGAGGAGCCGCUGGAACCCCGCCCAACCUUGUUCUAUCAUGUCGACUACAUGGACCAUGAGCAGUACCCGUGCGGGAUGGCCGAUGUAGCAGGUUACUGGGCAGAAGAUCGCAUUUUCGGCGGUGUCGUCGUUUUUGACAGAGGGGUGUUGGGGUCUGAGUGCAACGAUAUUUACUUCCACUCCGGCCGGCGACAAACAACAUUCCGUGUCUGGAAGCUCCUCGAUACCCAAUUUAACGACCUAGUAGACUUUCUACUUGCCGAUGGCCCGGUAAUGCCCGGUCCCUUCCCCAUCCUAGCAUCGCAAGCGAACCGGCAUCGACACGAUCCAUGGGAUGCGAUCGCACUGCAUCACAUCUUCCGCGACCCUUGGGAGCGCAAGUAUCCACCCACCAAACCAAUACCGACAAGGGACGUCAGGACUGCAGGGGAUUAUCCCGAACUCGACGACAUGUUUGACGCGGUGCAAGCCGCUAGCGAGGCCCAACCCGAGGAGGACCCCUAA